Molecule: messenger RNA, 1864 nt
Organism: Stylophora pistillata
Lineage: Eukaryota; Metazoa; Cnidaria; Anthozoa; Scleractinia; Pocilloporidae
Product: heat shock 70 kDa protein 12A
Molecular function (GO): ATP binding; ATP-dependent protein folding chaperone
Source: RefSeq, a predicted model, not a curated record
GAUCGCACACAAUUUGCUUUCGCGUUCAAAGUAGAAGUCUUUAUUCAAGGGAGAUAUCGGAACGCCAUGGCCUUAUCUCUGACAGAUAUUGGCCACUCACUCCUACAUCUUGAAAAGUCCUUCCUUGCUACGGUGGCAAUAGACUUUGGCACAACCUACAGCGGGUUUGCCUUCUCAUUCAACAAAGACGAUGGUGAAGAUGCGAUUUUUAUGAACAGAGACUGGGAAAAUGAACAGGGGCACCGAACUAGUAAGACCCCUACAUGUCUGCUUCUUAAACCAGAUUUGUCAUUUGACUCGUUUGGUUACAAAGCUGAAGAAAAGUACGCAAAUCUGAAUAACCUAUCUGAGGAAAAGGAAUACAUGUUUUUUCGGCAUUUUAAAAUGCUUCUACACAAUGAUGAGAGCCUGAAUCUUAACACCAAGAUAGCUGCUGCAAACGGAAAACUCUUUCAUGCGAAACAAGUGUUUGCUCAUUCUAUCCGGUUUCUGAAAGAACAAGCGCUCAACAUCAUUCGGCAAGAGACAAGAGAUGAUGGAUAUAAAAUGGGGGAUAUCCAGUGGGUUCUGACCGUACCAGCCAUAUGGACUCCGAGGGCGAAGCAGUUUAUGCGUCAAGCAGCCUAUGAAGCUGGCCUUGGGUCAUCUGAAAAUCCAGAGCAGUUGAUAAUCGCUUUAGAACCUGAAGCUGCGGCACUGUUCUGCACAGAAAAAUACCUGGAGAGGAUGGGGGUUGUGUCGUUUGAAGGGCAGCUCUCCCAGCCCAAUGUACACUAUAUGGUUGUCGACAUUGGAGGUGGUACUCUUGAUGUGACAGCGCAUGAAAAACAAAUUGAUGGUACCAUCAAGGAGAUCUACAAAGUAACGGGUGGACCUUAUGGGGGCGUGAAGGUGAAUGAGCAGUUUAAGAGCCUUUUGGACCAAAUAUUUGGUCAGCAGAAAAUGUAUGAUUAUCGCCAACAAUUCCCUUCUGAUUGGCUAAAGCUCAUGAGCGAUUUUGAAAUAAAGAAGCGCGGAGUCCGGGUCGUUCAGCAGAAAGAGACAAGAAUCCGCCUGCCACGCAGUUUUGUCUCCUGGGUCAAUGACGCUGUUACAGUGGCUCUAAAACGCUAUGCAAAUGGUGAAAUCAGAAUCCUCAACAAUGAGUACCUUUGCUUGAGUUCUAGAGUUAUGGUGAGGCAGUUUCAGCCAGUGUUGGAAGCCAUGAAGGAUCACUUAAGGUUGCUCCUCACCGAGCCACGGCUUUCGAAAGUCUCUGUGAUGCUACUAGUUGGAGGAUUCGCGAAUUCUCUGAUCCUGCAGGAUGAAAUCACGACAGAGUUUUCCAGAAGGUGUAGUGUAGUCAUUCCUAAUGAUACCAGUGCGGCUGUUGUCCAAGGUGCUGUCUUAUUUGGCAAGAAUCCAGGCAGAAUAAUCCAGAGAGUCGUCUGCAAGACGUACGGAGCAGACUGCUGCCGAGAGUUUGUCCGCGACGUUCACCCAGAUGGAAAGAAGUUUGUCGCAAAUGGCGUGGAGAUGUGUAGUGAUUUGCUCAACUGCUUUGUCAAGGAAAAUGAAGUCGUUAGACUUGGACAACAAGUAAAAAGUAUCUAUCGACCAUUGUAUCCAGACGAAAAGCUGGUCAAAUACUCCUUCUACGCUGCAGACAACCCCAAUGCCCUUCUCGUCACCGAAGCUGGAGUAAAAAGGAUUGGAAGCGUUGUGGUUGAGUCUCCUGAGACGUGGAGAGGUUUGGAGAGAGAACUGGAAGUCAGUCUGUAUUUUGGAGGAACAGAAAUAACCGCAACAGCUCGAGACAUUUCUAGUGGCAACACGGCGCAAACUACUCUAGACUUUUUUCACACCAAGUAAUGGUUAGACGGAA